AUGGCCAUGGCCCCACGGAAAGGAACGCGACGAGCGUGUGACCCUUGUUCUGUCAGGAAAGUGCGAUGUGAUGGCAACCAGCCAUGCUCAAGAUGCGAAGCCGCUAGCUGGGACUGCACCUACUUGAAAACGCAUGGGAAAAGCGGACCAAAAGGACCACGCCGGACCACGGAAGCCGCAAUCAGGAGACUGCAGGAACGCAGCAAGGGCACCCAUGAUGAGGGGUCAAGGAGCAACAGCGAGACGAGCUUUGACGCUGGAAGCCCAGUAUCUACCGAGCUAACCUACCUGGACCCCAUCUCUUUGAUGAGCGAGGCCGAUGGUGAACCCAAAGCCUGGCCGGAUAUCUUGAGUCCAACCCUCUCCGCCACCCCUCACGAGCCUCAGAGGAUAUCGAUUGCUUGCCUAUCGCAAUAUUUGGAUGUCUAUUCGGCACGCGGAUAUGGUAUAUGGCCGGUGGUCGACGCAGAGGCUCUGACAGCACGUCUUCUGACCCAUCCCGAUGAUUUGGAAGCUUAUGCAUUAGCCACUGCGAUAUCUGCUGCUAUAGUGAGCCAGUUCUCUAUGGACGAUUCGGGGAGUCCACUGGAGGGUCACUACCGCGUCUCGAGUGGCACAUUUGAGAUGGAAGCAAAAAAGGCAAGAAACGAAUGCGAUCAUCUGGAGAACGUCACUGUGUUCUCUUUGCUGAGCAGCUUCUUCCUACAUGUCUACUCAGCAAACGUUGGGAGGAUGAAUGCUUCCACAGUGUUGCUUGGAGAGGCCAUCUUCAAAGCCCACAUCAUAGGAUUGCACAAGGCGAACCACUACGAACACAUGACCGCGGAGCAAACGCAAUAUGCGUUGAGAGUGUACUGGCUCCUCUUCAUCACGGAGCGAGCACAUUCUCUGCAACACGACGUGCCGACAACACUCAAGCGCGCCCCUAAUCUCCCUCGAUUGGAGGACCUGCACGAUGGAUCGGUUACACCUGCCUUUGUUCAGCUUUGCCGGCUGUUCAACAUUUUGGAUGUCACCAUAACUGCCGAACCAGCAGCUGCGCGCCAUGCCCUUGCAUUAGCUCAGCAACAGCUUAGCAGUGAUGAGGACCCCCGCAGCCUCGAAAACGAGCUCCAGCGUGCAGACAUCACAAUGACGCAACAAUGGAUGCGCAUCUUCUUGUGGCAGCACGCACUCAAUGUAACGAAUCUGAGCAGUCGCGCCAGCCAGGAUGAGGAAUUCUCAUUUCGUUUUCCCGCCAAAGUCGCUCAAAAUGUCCUCAGCAAUCUGAGUAGCCUCUCCCGCCAGAGCAUUGAGGCGCAUGGGCCUGGCAUGGAGUCGAAGCUUUUCGAUGUCGCCAACUCGCUUGCAGACGUCAUGAUGAUUAUGCCUUCGCUCAACCACGAAUCUCACUUCGACGUUGGACCUAGAGAUCUGAUCCAUUCGCUAGCGCAAGUCCUGGCCUCCUUUCGUGGUGGCAAUCCUGCUGUCAUUAGCAUACUGCAAGAGAAGCUCACUAUGCUUGGACUUUCCGCUGGGUCGCCGCAGAAGUUGCUUGAGCUCUCCUCGCCGGAAGAGGAACACGACGAGUGGCACGACCGCUCCAUGUCUGCUCCCUCUACCUACCCGUCCUUAAGUCCCGACGUUUCAAUGUCGCCCUCACUCCAGUCGAGCAUGAGCAUGGAUGGGACGUAUUGA
Messenger RNA from Alternaria incomplexa, 1677 nucleotides. RefSeq lists its product as uncharacterized. The transcript is spliced from 3 exons. Gene Ontology annotation, biological process: regulation of DNA-templated transcription. The coding region runs from base 1 to 1677 and encodes 558 amino acids. The record is from RefSeq and is a predicted model, not a curated record. Gene Ontology annotation, molecular function: DNA-binding transcription factor activity, RNA polymerase II-specific; zinc ion binding. Lineage: Eukaryota; Fungi; Ascomycota; Dothideomycetes; Pleosporales; Pleosporaceae.